Messenger RNA from Salarias fasciatus (jewelled blenny), 1035 nucleotides. Its product is annotated as olfactory receptor 2A12-like. The transcript has 2 exons. The record is from RefSeq and is a predicted model, not a curated record. Gene Ontology annotation, cellular component: membrane. Gene Ontology annotation, biological process: detection of chemical stimulus involved in sensory perception of smell; G protein-coupled receptor signaling pathway. The coding region runs from base 1 to 1035 and encodes 344 amino acids. Lineage: Eukaryota; Metazoa; Chordata; Actinopteri; Blenniiformes; Blenniidae. Gene Ontology annotation, molecular function: olfactory receptor activity; odorant binding; G protein-coupled receptor activity.
AUGAGUAACGUAUCUGGUACAGUUCUGUAUUUUUCACUGUCUGGCUUCAGCGCAACAUCCAACUACAGAGCUGUGCUCUUCUCUCUGACUUUACUAUGCUAUUUUCUUAUUGUCUUUGUGAAUAUGUCUCUCCUUUUAACCAUAAUAUUCGAUCGAAACCUCCAUAAACCCAUGUAUAUAUUUUUGGGGGUUUUGUGUUUUAAUGGACUUUAUGGAGCUGCGGGAUUUUACCCCAAAUUUGCCUUUGAUCUGCUGUCUGACAUCCAGGUGAUUUCAUAUGUGGGAUGCAUGUUGCAAGUUUUUGUGAUUUAUUCCAACGUGAAGGUGGACUACUCCAUACUGAUGGUGAUGGCCUACGACAGAUAUGUGGCCAUAUGCCGGCCCCUGGAGUACCACUCUGUCAUGUCUGUGAGGAAGACCGCAGUGUUAGUGAGUCUGUCCUGGAUUAUUCCUUUCUGCUCUCUAACUAUCAUCAUAACCUCAACUUCAAGACUCAAACUGUGCGGUUCACAAAUCGACAAACUUUACUGUGAGAACUGGUCAGUGGUUAAACUUGCAUGUGGCUCAACGAAAACGAACGACAUCCUUGGAUUGAUUGCUAUUUCCUUUUAUAUAUGUCACUUUCUCUGCAUUGCACUGUCGUAUAUACAGCUAGUAAUGGCAGCUUUAAACUCCAAGGAAGGCAGGAGGAAGUUUAUUCAGACAUGUUUGCCACAUUUAUUUUGUCUCUUUAAUGUCACAACUGCUCUGCUUUUUGAUGUAAUGUACACGAAGUAUGGAUCAGCCUCUAUGACGCAGAAUUUAAGGAAUUUUAUGGCCGUUCAGUUUCUGGUUUUUCCACCGAUUAUGAAUCCUAUUAUUUAUGGACUCAUCCUGACAAAAAUUCGAAACCGAAUGAUGUAUUUGUGCAUGACACUCCUGAGAUCAAGAUUGAUGCAAGCCAAAGACAAAGACGACGACGUGAUGAAAAAGAUGUACAAGACCGGCCGAGAUAACUCACCUUCCGGCGUCGGGCUCUUCACAUGCCGCAGCUGA